AUGCAUCCAUUAGCCAUUCGACGAGCCUUCUGCAGCCUCCGUGCUGUAAAGCGCCCGAUUUCCGGCAAUCUCGGCCGACGAUACGCACACGCCACUGCUGGAUUUAACUGGGAAGACCCUUUGGCUGCGUCAAAUUUAUUUACGGAGGACGAAUUGGCUAUUCAAGACACCGCAAGGCAAUACUGCCAGGAGCAGCUGGCACCCAGAAUUCUCGAGGCAUACCGGAAUGAGAACUACGACAAGAAGAUAAUCCGGGAGAUGGGUGAGCUAGGACUUCUAGGUGCUACAAUUGAGGGAUACGGAUGUGCGGGUGUCAGUACUGUCGCCUCCGGCCUCAUCACCAAGGAAGUCGAGAGAAUUGACUCGGGGUAUCGAUCCGGCAUGUCCGUGCAAAGCUCUCUGAUCAUGACGGGUAUCUACGAAUUUGGCACCCCAGAGCAGAAAGACAAAUACCUCCCCGAGCUUGCCAAGGGAAAGAAACUUGGCUGCUUCGGAUUGACCGAGCCAAACCACGGAUCCGACCCAGGCUCCAUGGAGACGGUCGCCAAACCCCACCCGACCAAAAAAGGAUACUACUCCAUUUCCGGAUCGAAAACAUGGAUCACGAAUUCCCCCAUCUCCGACUACUUUCUCGUGUGGGCUAAACUCGAAACAACUGGCAAGAUCAAGGGAUUCAUCAUUGAGCGCGACCAAUGCCCGCCAGGCACGUUCGAGACCCCCGCGAUCAAAAACAAGACCGCUCUCCGCGCUUCCAUCACUGGCAUGAUUCAGAUGGACUCCUGUCCCGUCCCGGAAGCGAACAUGUUCCCGGACGUCGAAGGCCUGAGGGGCCCAUUUACGUGUCUGAACAGCGCAAGAUUGGGCAUUGCGUUUGGUACUAUGGGUGCGCUGGAGGACUGCAUUGACCGAGCGCGCUCCUAUGCUCUGGAGCGAAAGCAGUUUAAAGGCAACCCGCUUGCCAAGUACCAGCUUGUGCAGAAGAAGCUUGCCGAUGCCACGACUGAUGCGGCGUAUGGCACCUUGGCUGCGAUCCAGGUCUCUAGACUGAAGGAUGAGGGCAAGGCUGCCCCAGAGAUGAUUUCUAUGAUUAAAAGACAGAAUUGCGAUAAAGCAUUAGCCGGUGCCCGAACUCUCCAAGAGAUUUUUGGCGGCAACGCUGCUAGUGAUGAAUACCAUAUCGGCCGCCAUGUAGCAAACCUAUUCGUUACCCAGACAUAUGAAGGACAAAGUGAUAUUCAUAGUCUGAUUAUAGGGCGUGCAAUCACUGGCGUUCAAGCGUUUGUUUGA
Messenger RNA from Paracoccidioides brasiliensis Pb18, 1287 nucleotides. RefSeq lists its product as uncharacterized. The transcript has 4 exons. Gene Ontology annotation, cellular component: mitochondrial inner membrane. The record is from RefSeq and is a predicted model, not a curated record. Gene Ontology annotation, biological process: fatty-acyl-CoA biosynthetic process; fatty acid beta-oxidation using acyl-CoA dehydrogenase. Gene Ontology annotation, molecular function: flavin adenine dinucleotide binding; fatty-acyl-CoA binding; glutaryl-CoA dehydrogenase activity. Bases 1 to 1287 code for a protein of 428 amino acids.